AAAAAAAAAAAAAAAAAAAAAAAAAAAAAAAAAAGAAAGAAAGAAAAAAAAAAGCCAACUCUAUCAAAGGUGCGGCAAGCUGUUUCUUCCUUGCCUUUUUGCCAGAAGAAUAAUCUGCGGCGUUUUUGGGUUUAGUGAUAAAAAUUCAGAUUUUGGUAGGCAGUUUUUGGUUUUCCCUUUAUCUGGUGUUGUUUUCGGUUUUCCCUAUAUUUGGUAUUGCUGAAGAGGGAAGAAAAAAAAGUUAUACCCUCUUAUCUACUUUUUCUUCUUACCAAAUUUUUGCUUCUGCAUUGUUGUGAAAGGUUCUAUUUCACAUAUCAUAUCAUGCUUAUGAUAUAAUUGUUAAAUUGAGUGAUAAAUGUUACCAAGGGAUUGAGGAAAAUCGAAAUGUCCUGGCAAUUAAAAUGUUAGGAAUGAUAAUGAAAAGACUAAAACAUCCUUAAUGAAUCAACAUACAAGGAAGAUUUAUUAAGGUUAUUUGGGCAAUUCCACAAGGAGUCUAGGAUGUCCUGAAUAUGUCAUGAGUUUCACUUUUCUCCUUUAUCAACUUAUCAUUUUAGUUUUGUUUUACUGAAAUGCCAAGAUGUCCUAAUUUUGACUUCUCUAAGCAAAUUCAUGGUUUGAAGAUCAAGAACUUUGCGAGCUUGAGCACUUGCAUUUGCAUGAAGAAGAUUUCCUUUCUUGUUUUCUUCUUGUCCUGUCACAAGUUGAAGUGCAAGAAGAAGUGUAUUUAUAAAUCUACACUUAGUGGUGUAAUUGAACUUUCCAAAAAGUUGUUUCGCAUGUCAACCAACAAGGUUUACUUGUACGGAGGCCAAGUAACAUCAUGGAAGAAUGAAUAUCGUGAAGAAUUGCUUUUUCUUAGUAGUAAGGAGACUUUUAGGCCUCCAAAGCCUAUCCGAGGAGGUAUUCCAAUCUGUUUUCCUCAAUUCAGAAAUCUUGGCACACUUGAACAACAUGGAUUUGCAAGGACUCAGUUUUGGAGUGUGGAUCCUGACCCUCCACCAUUUCCAAUAACCACUUCCAGCAGGGCUUUUGUUGACUUAAUCCUCAGGAACUCUAAAGAUGACGUGAAGAUCUGGCCUCAUAGGUAUGAAUUUCGCUUGAGGGUAGCUUUAGGACCAGGAGGGGAUUUGAUGUUGACAUCUCGCAUUCGAAAUACAAACACUAAUGGAAAGCCGUUUACAUUUACAUUUGCAUAUCACACCUAUUUGGCUGUUACUGAUAUCAGUGAAGUGCGAGUAGAAGGACUAGAGACUCUGGAUUAUUUGGAUAACCUGCAGAAUAGACAGCGGUUCACUGAACAAGGGGAUGCACUAACAUUUGAAUCAGAAGUGGAUAAAGUGUAUCUGAGCACACCUACAAAAAUUGCCAUAAUUGACCACGAGAGGAAGAGAACAUUUGUGGUGCGAAAGGAUGGACUUCCAGAUGCUGCGGUGUGGAAUCCCUGGGAUAAGAAAGCCAAGGCAAUUGCUGAUUUGGGAGAUGAUGAUUAUAAGCACAUGCUGUGUGUAGAGGCCGCUUGUGUGGAAAAGCCCAUUACCUUGAAACCUGGUGAAGAAUGGAGAGGACGGCAGGAGAUCUCCGCUGUUCCUUCCAGUUACUGUAGUGGGCAACUUGACCCCAAAAAGAUAUUCCUAAGGUAUUGAAAAUAGGCCUUUCUUAGGGGUCUAUUGUACAGGAUUGUAAAGGAUGACAAUCAGAUUUUCAAGGUUGAUUCCUUUGGUCCCUCUCCCUCUAUCACCAGGCUCCGUCACAUUUUACUGAAAAGUGCCUGCUACGAAAAUUCAUAAUCAAGGGUAUUUCUCUGUUUCUCUAGAAAACAGUUCGGUAAUUCCAAUGUUCAUUUAUAAGUUAAUGAUAUUGGUUUUUUUUUUUCUCAAUUUGGUCAAGAAAUAGGAUUUUCUCGC
Messenger RNA from Rubroshorea leprosula, 1910 nucleotides. The record is from the annotation of a GenBank genome assembly. Lineage: Eukaryota; Viridiplantae; Streptophyta; Magnoliopsida; Malvales; Dipterocarpaceae.